Molecule: messenger RNA, 1368 nt
Organism: Penicillium angulare
Lineage: Eukaryota; Fungi; Ascomycota; Eurotiomycetes; Eurotiales; Aspergillaceae
Product: Zn(II)2Cys6 transcription factor domain-containing protein
Exons: 1
Coding region: 1-1368 (455 amino acids)
Biological process (GO): regulation of transcription by RNA polymerase II
Molecular function (GO): DNA-binding transcription activator activity, RNA polymerase II-specific; zinc ion binding
Source: RefSeq, a predicted model, not a curated record
AUGUCUGUUGAAUCUCCUUCAAAUCUUCGCCCCCGCCGUGAACGAUCGCGGAAUGGAUGUCUAUGUUGUCGCCGACGCCGCAAGAAAUGCGAUGAACAGAAACCUGUUUGUGUUGGCUGUCAGCGUAACAAAAUCUCCUGUAUUUGGCCCCGUGAAUCAGAUGAUGAUCAUACCUCCGAGUCAUAUAAUGCAGACCGUGGAUAUCAACUUGAAGAGCAUGAUAUCUUGACGGGCAGCAUAGACAGUCGCAUAGAAGACUUUCUCGACAUAGUCCGAACAACGUGCGCACAACCUGGUUCUUGGAGGCAACUUGAAUCACAGAGCUCAUUUCAAGAGCCAGAACACCAAAAGCAGCACCAUGAUCAUAAUAAUACCCAAGCCUCGGAGAUAUCGAGGCCAAGCAUGCUUGCUUCCCCUUGGGCAACCAUGAUACUCCAAGAUGCAAAGUCAUUUUCUUUUGUGAUGAGCUCUUUGCGCGCCCAUUCAUCUCUGCACAAAUUUCAUUGCAAUCACCAAGAAUCACGUCGACUUGUUGAGAUAGCAUGUGAAAGCCGUGCAGCUGCAAUUAAUGAUUUCCGGUCUACGGUAUCUGAAAUUACUGCUCCAAAUGCAUCAGGAACUCUCACCUUCUCCGCUAUCCAAGUUAUCCUCUGUCUAGAGUUUCCCAUUGCCCUUGAGCGACACAAUCUUAUAAACAUAGUCGAUGGUGCAUACGAGCUUAUAGUUGCCAUACGCGGAUUCUUUCAUCUUCAACCCCUUACGAAUCCGUAUAUCACCGAUUCAUUUCGCAGUGCCUGGAUGCGCAGCCCAUGUAUCAAACCAUCCUCGCCUCCUCAAAAACCGGAAUUUCUUCGAAAUCUAUCAUAUCUGUCCUUUGCUAUCCAUCGAUUGACUUUUCCUUCGCUAGAAGAGAAGGAGUUUUGCUUAAAUGCGCUAGCACAGUUGUAUACUUUCUUCGCCCAGGUGUCGACGACUCCUCUGGAUUGGACUGCUUUACUUACAUGGCCAAUUCUCCUUCCAAUGGGUUUCACCGAUUUAAUUCAUACCAAACGUCCAAUGGCUCUAGUCAUACUAGCACACUGGUUUGUGCUUGUAUUCCAGAACUCCUCUCAUUGGCUUCUUCAUGCAUGGACAGAACGAAUUGUCAGUGGAGUUUCAAACUUCAUUUCUCCUGAAUGGCAGUCUGUAUUGAAAGAUUUGUGCAAUGGUAAUCUUUCAGAUCCUCUGGAUUUUGGAACAGAUGCCACAAUAGUUGGUCAGGCAAUUGAUUUGAAUAGCACACGGAGCCUUCAAGUUCCUCCUCUCUCCAUAAACCCUUUGCUUGAAGAAUUUUUGCUCCUUGAGCUUGAUAAAGUUACAAUUGAAUGA